UUGUUAGAAAUGUAAUGGCUACAGGAGACCUGGGGAUUGUGGAGAAGACUGGAGCCAAUGACUUGCAGACCAAAGCUGACAGACUGGUACAAAUGAGCAUUUGUGCUUCCCUGGCACGGAAGUUUCCCAAGGUGACAAUCAUAGGAGAAGAAGAACUGUCUACUGAUGAAGUAAGUGAGGAAUUAAUUGAAGAUGGCCACUGUGAAGAAAUUCUGAAGAAGGCUUGCCCUGCUCAGUACUCAGGAAUUAAAGAGGAAGAGCUUGUGAUAUGGGUUGAUCCUUUGGAUGGAACCAAGGAGUACACUGAAGGUCUCCUUGACCACGUAACAGUUUUAAUUGGAAUUGCUUAUGGAGGCAAAGCAAUAGCAGGAGUUAUUAACCAGCCAUAUUACAACUAUGAGGCAGGAGUUAAUACAGUGUUGGGCAGAACAAUCUGGGGAGUCCUGGGCAUAGGUGCCUUUGGAUUUCAGCUCACAGAAGCACCUGCUGGGAAACACAUCAUUGUUACUACCCGUUCUCACAGCAGUACCCUUGUAAACGACUGCAUCAGUGCCUUGAAUCCAGACCAUGUUAUCAGAGUUGGAGGAGCAGGAAACAAGAUCAUUCAGCUUAUAGAAGGCAAGGCAUCUGCUUAUGUAUUUGCCAGCCCUGGGUGCAAGAAAUGGGAUACAUGUGCACCUGAAGCUAUUCUGCAUGCUGUGGGAGGCAAGAUAACUGAUAUGCAUGGAAAUCCAUUUCAGUAUAACAAGGAAGUGAAACACAUGAAUUCAGCUGGGGUCCUUGCCACUCUGAGAAAUUAUGACUAUUAUGCCAGUCUUAUUCCUAACACAGUUAAACAAUCUCUUGUGCCUUAAAGCAGUAAAGGAUCUUCACUUGGCUGGAAG
Molecule: messenger RNA, 884 nt
Organism: Indicator indicator
Lineage: Eukaryota; Metazoa; Chordata; Aves; Piciformes; Indicatoridae
Gene: BPNT1
Product: 3'(2'), 5'-bisphosphate nucleotidase 1
Exons: 8
Coding region: 15-854 (279 amino acids)
Biological process (GO): phosphatidylinositol phosphate biosynthetic process
Molecular function (GO): 3'(2'),5'-bisphosphate nucleotidase activity
Source: RefSeq, a predicted model, not a curated record